AUGGCGGCUGAGAACCCGCCGCGGCCAAUCCGGGGAUCGCACCAUUGUGACGUCGCGUUCGGAGCGGAGGGGCGCGGGGGAGGAGUGAUGUCACCCGGUUGUAAACAAAUAGAAGCAGAAGAAGAAAGAGGAGCUGCGUCGUCGGGCUGGAAAACAGCAGCGGCGGCGGGAGCAGCUGCUCGAGAGCGCGGCGUCUGGCCCUCGAGACGCGCAAGGCAGCGAGCGCAAAGUUGCCGGCCUCGCUCGCCUCAGCCAGCGCGGAAGGGAGAAACGACGCGAGCCGCCUUUCUCCGGCCGCCGCUCCUCUUUCCCCCGACUGCGCAUCUGCAGGCCUCUGCUGCCUGCUCGCUCGCACAUGCUCCCGCUCACGUCCAACUGAUCCGCGCCCCGGUUCAGUUCAAAUCCAUAGCUAGCUCUGGAAGCGUUCGCGGAACCGGGGAGAAGGCGGAGGACCCCGGGGUUGCUCAGAGGCAAAACCUGGCGCGGCAGGGCCUUUGCAGAGCCUGCUGCCGUCUCAUCCCCCCCCUUCCCCCAACCUCCAGCUGGGAGCUCGCAAACCAGCCGCUUUCGUUAAGCCGCAGCAGUCACGAAUGUGGCGAGGCCUGGGAGAGAAGGGCUCAGGAAGCUUCUGGCGCCUGCAGCCAUAUCACAAACAGCACCAUUGUAAACAAAUACAGUGUCUUUUGGUGCUCUAACUGGUAG
Messenger RNA from Podarcis lilfordi (Lilford's wall lizard), 702 nucleotides. The record is from the annotation of a GenBank genome assembly. Lineage: Eukaryota; Metazoa; Chordata; Lepidosauria; Squamata; Lacertidae.